CGGGGAAUCCAGAGUUGCUCUAUCUCCUGAGAGGCAAGUUUCUUUUCCGGCCUUGGCCACCUGUGUGCUGCGCUCCGGGUGGGAAAGGUGGCCUGGGAGGAGGGAGAGUUCAGACAUGUGACUCGGGAGCCUUUCCUGGUGAGGCUGGUGGUCAAAAUACCUCCAGAACUCAGAGCUUUUAAGAUGCAGAGUACGCUUUGUUCGCCCACGUUUCCAGGAUUGUAGUCCCUUGUCCUCAAGACUCCUCUGCUCUGGAGCCGGCUGUCACCUUCCCAGUUCUUGGGGUCCUUGCUGUCUUUCCCCUCUCCCCUCCCCACCCCCAAAGUGGUGCUCCCGCCUCGCUCCGCCUGCACAGCCCCUGGCGCGCCCCGCAGGGUUAUCAGGCUCCGCACACGCACCACUGGCUUCCUCUGGCUCCCAGCGCGAGUGACCCCGGCAGCCCAACCGCUGCCCGGGAGCCUCAUCGGAGUCCCGGUCUCCUGCUCCCUGACCACCGCGCAGCUGCCCUUCGGACCCCCUGCAGCGCCCACCGCGCGUCAGGCUUCAUCCCGGGUUGGACCUGCCGUUCUGCUCAUCCCCACACUCAGCCUCUCCAUCAGCCCCGAGAAGUGGAAUCUGCACAGAAACUCUCUGUGGCUGGAGCCCGCGGACUGGGCAUGCUCAGAAGCCAGGGCUGGCUUUGGUCUCAAGUAGGAAGCUUUUGCACUCGGGAGGCAGCGGCGACUUUGGGGAAAGUUGAUCGGAGAGGGGAGGAAGCCCCGAGACGCGGAGCAGCGCGGGGAAGGAGCCCCCGGCAGCCGGGAGGAGCAUGGGCACCCUGCGGGAUCUCCAGUACGCGCUCCAGGAGAAGAUCGAGGAGCUCAGGCAGCGGGAUGCUCUCAUCGACGAGCUGGAGCUGGAGUUGGAUCAGAAGGACGAACUGAUCCAGAAGCUGCAGAACGAGCUGGACAAGUACCGCUCGGUGAUCCGGCCGGCCACCCAGCAGGCGCAGAAGCAGAGCGCCAGCACCUUGCAGGGCGAGCCGCGCACCAAGCGACAGGCGAUCUCCGCCGAGCCCACCGCUUUCGACAUCCAGGAUCUCAGCCAUGUGACCCUGCCCUUCUACCCCAAGAGCCCACAGUCCAAGGAUCUCAUAAAGGAAGCCAUCCUUGACAAUGACUUCAUGAAGAACUUGGAGCUGUCGCAGAUCCAGGAGAUUGUGGAUUGUAUGUACCCAGUGGAGUAUGGCAAAGACAGUUGCAUCAUCAAAGAAGGAGACGUGGGCUCACUGGUGUAUGUCAUGGAAGAUGGGAAGGUGGAAGUGACAAAAGAAGGUGUGAAGCUGUGCACCAUGGGUCCAGGAAAGGUGUUCGGGGAGUUGGCUAUUCUUUACAAUUGCACCCGGACAGCGACCGUCAAGACUCUUGUAAAUGUGAAGCUCUGGGCUAUUGAUCGACAAUGUUUUCAAACAAUAAUGAUGAGGACAGGACUCAUCAAGCAUACCGAGUAUAUGGAAUUUCUAAAAAGUGUUCCCACAUUCCAGAGCCUUCCUGAAGAGAUCCUCAGUAAACUUGCUGACGUCCUUGAAGAGACCCACUAUGAAAAUGGGGAAUACAUCAUCAGGCAAGGUGCAAGAGGGGACACCUUCUUUAUCAUCAGCAAAGGAAAGGUAAAUGUCACUCGCGAAGACUCACCAAGUGAAGACCCAGUCUUUCUUAGGACUUUAGGCAAAGGAGAUUGGUUUGGAGAGAAAGCCUUGCAGGGGGAGGAUGUGAGGACAGCAAACGUAAUUGCUGCAGAAGCAGUGACCUGCCUUGUGAUCGACAGAGACUCUUUCAAGCAUUUGAUUGGAGGAUUGGAGGAUGUUUCUAAUAAAGCAUAUGAGGAUGCAGAAGCUAAAGCAAAAUACGAAGCCGAGGCUGCUUUCUUCGCCAACCUGAAGCUGUCUGAUUUCAACAUCAUCGACACCCUUGGCGUUGGAGGUUUCGGACGAGUAGAACUGGUCCAGUUGAAAAGUGAAGAAUCCAAAACCUUUGCAAUGAAGAUUCUCAAGAAACGCCACAUUGUGGAUACAAGACAACAGGAGCACAUCCGCUCCGAGAAGCAGAUCAUGCAGGGGGCUCACUCCGACUUCAUAGUGAGACUAUACAGAACAUUUAAGGACAGCAAAUAUUUGUAUAUGUUGAUGGAAGCUUGCCUAGGUGGAGAGCUGUGGACCAUUCUCAGGGAUAGAGGUUCAUUUGAAGAUUCUACAACCAGAUUUUACACAGCGUGUGUGGUAGAAGCUUUUGCCUAUCUGCAUUCCAAAGGAAUCAUCUACAGGGACCUCAAGCCGGAAAAUCUCAUCCUGGAUCACCGAGGCUACGCCAAACUGGUGGAUUUUGGCUUUGCAAAGAAAAUAGGAUUUGGAAAGAAAACAUGGACUUUUUGCGGGACUCCAGAAUAUGUAGCCCCAGAGAUCAUCCUGAACAAAGGCCAUGACAUUUCAGCCGACUACUGGUCACUGGGAAUUCUAAUGUAUGAACUUCUGACUGGCAGCCCACCUUUCUCAGGCCCAGAUCCUAUGAAAACCUAUAACAUCAUAUUGAGAGGGAUUGACAUGAUAGAAUUUCCAAAGAAGAUUGCCAAAAAUGCUGCUAACUUAAUUAAAAAACUAUGCAGGGACAAUCCAUCAGAAAGAUUAGGGAAUUUGAAAAAUGGAGUGAAAGACAUUCAAAAGCACAAAUGGUUUGAGGGCUUUAAUUGGGAAGGCUUAAGAAAAGGCACCUUGACACCUCCUAUAAUACCAAGUGUUGCAUCACCCACAGACACAAGCAAUUUUGACAGUUUCCCUGAGGACAAUGACGAACCACCACCCGAUGACAACUCAGGAUGGGACAUAGACUUCUAAUGUCAUUUCUCUUACCUGCUUCUGCCUUGCUGAAGACAGCUUUUUCUGAGACACAGCUGCCAGCAAACCUGAGGGAAAGAGAGAAGAUUCAUGCUCGGGGUCACCAUGAUGCCUUUGACCGAUGCUGCUCCAGUAACGACAGUGGCAUUAGGACUUACUGCUUAGACGACAGUAGUGCUCUUUACAUGUUUUCUGUUUGAACCUACAAAUAGCAGUUGACAUGGUGGUCCUGAAGCAAAAGCCUCUCACCAGUAAAAGGAUGUUUUCUAUUGUUGCAAUGAUCUUGCUUCGCUCUGAUGCUAAUUUGAAAGACAGUAAGAAACACUUCAAUCUAGUCAGAGAGUCUGUACCUUGCUAGAAUUAUCAAGACGAUUAAAAAAAUAAUAAUAUAUAGGGUACGAUAGAUUUCUAGGGUACAAAAACUGGGCUCUUCCCUUUCUUCAAGUGAGGGUUGUAGGAUCUAUUACCGCAGGCCGGUGUAUAUACCGUACAAACGAGGACCACGCAUCUGUUGGUCAUAGAAUUCAUGUCAAACCAGUGGUAGAAGUUCAUGAUUUCAUUUCCCAGCAGUGCUGAUGACAAGCCUGAAUGUUACCUUUCCUUUCUGACAGAUUUCAAAAAAUUGACAUGUUAAAAGCACAACUGCUAUGGAUUCUGCUGAGAACUCUCAUAGCAGGUAUAUAUGCGUUUUUCACAGAGGAAUUGAAAUAAAAAAGCAUGCAUGAAUUCGUUUGUUUUUGAUAAAUUGGCAUGACAGAGUGGGGGAAAAAGCAAUUCACAACCAUUUCAUAUUUUUUGAAAAUAUUGUGUUUAAAGAUGGUCCUAGACAUAAGUGACUAGCAGCCAAUUGGUUUUUAUUUAUUACCUAACACACCCUCAAACUGAGGCUUAAAAUAUUCCCUUUUAUAAAAAUAAACCCUAGGGGUCAGGGUGGGGCGGGAUGGAGAGGGAUCAAGAUUCAUCCAAAAAAAAUAAAAACAAAAAACUAUAUAGGUGCUAUGUAUAUCUUUCAUCUGUAAAUGUCAGUGUCUGAACAGACAACACAAAUUCUAAUCAUUACAUGUGUAGCCAGAGACUCAAGCAUUUCCACCACAUUUAUCAAACCAAACUCCUGUCAGAUUUUACUUAUACAACAUAGACUGGGUUGAGGGAGAAAGGUGAUUAAAAACUGUUUGAACUAGCUUCUUGUCUUAGGCCUGAACCCCUUCUCCCCCCUCUAAAAAAAAAAGGAAGAAAGCAAAAAUCAUUGAGAUUUGUCUACUAGCCAGGUGAGAAACCUUCCUUAUGUGAGGUCGGGAAACAAGACAAGAACUUGGCCAUAUAUUGAUAACCUUUUCAUGAAUUAGCUGAGAUGAGUCCAUGUGAAAGUAGGAAGGAAGUAGAGAGGAGAACAAUAAAGUGAGCUAAACAGAACAAAAAUAUUACAACCCUGAAAUAUCAUACUCCCUAGAAAGGGUUGGAUUUGAAAAAUAUCACACUGAUUUUGCUUUUUUCACAUGGGGAAAAGGAUCAACAGUUUAAACUGAGCCCUUUGUUGGCAGGCCAGUUGACUAUUAAUAGUCAUAAGCAACAGAACCACUGGGAAGCUUGACCUAGACAAAUAGCAUUGUAUCUAGCAUUGUAUCUACUCAGACAAGUGCAUAGCUUAUAAAUUGUCAUCCUGAUUUGGAACUGUGUGUGAAUUUGGUAUAUUACAUAGGGGUUUGCAUUUUUCCAGUAGAGAGUUUUUUUUAAAAAAAAAGUCAAACAAGUGUAGACAUUUCUGAAAAAAAUAUAUGUCCACCUAGAAUCUCUGUGGUCAGCAAACUGCGGCUCGCGAGCCACAUGCGACUC
Molecule: messenger RNA, 4702 nt
Organism: Myotis myotis
Lineage: Eukaryota; Metazoa; Chordata; Mammalia; Chiroptera; Vespertilionidae
Gene: PRKG1
Product: protein kinase cGMP-dependent 1
Exons: 18
Coding region: 809-2869 (686 amino acids)
Biological process (GO): protein phosphorylation
Molecular function (GO): ATP binding; cGMP-dependent protein kinase activity
Source: RefSeq, a predicted model, not a curated record